ACCCCUCAAAGUCUCCAUUACUGGACGUGUCUCCGACACUGGGCAUGCUGCCUGUAGAGCUCAUACGUGAGAUCAUCUUCUGUUAUGUCGACGACGCUACGCCCGAGAAGCCAACCGGCCUGGUCCACCCUCAUCUCUCGCACGUCUGGUUCGAAGAUAGAUCAAAGGCGUAUUCACAAUCCUUCUCUUCGCUUAGCCUGGUGUCGAAGGUCUUUCGUGAGAUUGCUUUGCAAGCGUGGUUUCAAACCUUCGCAGUGCGUAGACCUAAAGUACAUCUGACGGGUUUGUCGACCAUACCAGGAGUGGCGCAAUGGACAAGGGUAGUGCACUGGGUUAAUCCAGCCAGUGUCAAGUUAGGGCUGUUGCUCGGGCACUUCUCUUCUAGGCGGGGUCUCAUGGCGUUCAUCCGUUUACGCAAGUUGCGAAUCGACGCGUUUCCCUCUGAUCACUCCCACAUCCUCCUGGAGAUGUUCGAGGAGCUACCGCUCACUGUGGUUGAGCUGGAGCUUCGGUACCUUGAGUGGCCGAGUCCGCAGCAGCUCGUUCCUGCAGCGACACUUCUGCCAAAUCUACGCGUUCUGGACAUGCAUCAAGAACACGCGUGGUGCAGCCUCUGCAAUACGUGCAAUGUGUUGCGUCUCAAGGACGAUCCAGUCUCUAUCACGUAUACCAAUGGUGAUGGUCUCCCUAAACUGUACAAUCGCUACCUGGCACCUUUAUCACAUCUGCGCACCGUGCGCUUAAGUGCUGCAUAUACUCUUGACCUGUCCGUCGGCGUCGGUUUGCAGGACCUGAAGACGCCAUGGCGAGGCGAGUGUGGCGAGUGCACUUCGCUGCACCUCACCGACGAAAGUUUCGUGUCGGACUGGGAGGCCAAAAACAAGGAGGAGCCGCAUCCGCCCUCCCUGUGUGAAGUCACCUGGACAUUUGCGCUCGACCAGGAGGAAGAAUCCUCAGACUCGGAGAGACCCAGAGAUAUUGAAAACGAAUACGAGGACGACUUUUGGAUGGAAGUGGACCACGAUGACUCGGACAAUGACAGUGGGGACAGUGGGGCCAGCGGCGAUGAAAAUUGA
Molecule: messenger RNA, 1076 nt
Organism: Rhodofomes roseus
Lineage: Eukaryota; Fungi; Basidiomycota; Agaricomycetes; Polyporales; Fomitopsidaceae
Exons: 3
Coding region: 45-1076 (343 amino acids)
Source: RefSeq, a predicted model, not a curated record